This is a messenger RNA of Chionomys nivalis (European snow vole), 5681 nucleotides long. RefSeq names its product OTU deubiquitinase 3 (gene Otud3). The record is from RefSeq and is a predicted model, not a curated record. Gene Ontology annotation, molecular function: cysteine-type deubiquitinase activity. Gene Ontology annotation, biological process: protein deubiquitination. The transcript has 8 exons. NCBI's taxonomy places the organism in Eukaryota, Metazoa, Chordata, Mammalia, Rodentia, Cricetidae. Bases 104 to 1297 code for a protein of 397 amino acids.
GCCGUCGUCCCACUGCGCCUCUCGGCCGGGUAGCCGGCUGAGGCUGCGGAGCCCCGCGCUCUGCGGCUCCGGCUCCUUCCGCGGCGGGCCGUGUGCCGCAGCCAUGUCCCGAAAGCAGGCGGCGAGGAGCCGGCCGGGCAGCGGCGGCCGCAGAGCCGAGGCGGAGCGCAAGCGGGACGAGCGGGCGGCGCGCCGGGCUCUGGCCAAGGAGCGGCGGAACCGGCCCGAGCCCGGCGGCAGCGGCUGCGAGGAAGAGUUCGUGAGCUUCGCCAACCAGCUGCAGGCCCUGGGGCUGAAACUGCGGGAGGUGCCGGGGGACGGCAAUUGCCUGUUCAGAGCUUUGGGUGAUCAAUUGGAGGGCCAUUCUCGGAACCAUCUCAAGCACCGACAGGAAACCGUUGACUACAUGAUAAGGCAGCGUGAAGAUUUUGAGCCCUUCGUGGAAGACGACAUUCCUUUUGAGAAGCAUGUGGCCAGUUUGGCAAAGCCUGGUACUUUUGCUGGCAAUGAUGCAAUUGUAGCCUUUGCAAGAAACCAUCAGUUGAAUGUGGUGAUCCAUCAGCUUAAUGCCCCUUUGUGGCAGAUUCGUGGUACGGACAAGAGCAGUGUGAGGGAGCUGCACAUCGCCUACCGCUACGGCGAGCACUAUGACAGUGUUCGGAGGAUCAAUGACAACUCAGAAGCGCCAGCACACCUCCAGACCGAUUUUCAGAUGCUUCAUCAGGAUGAAGCAAAUAAAAAAGGAAAGAUCAAGACAAAAGGGGUGGACUUUGAAGACGGCCCGAAAGAUGAAGUGGAAGAUGCUGUCCAGAAAGUUGGCAACGCAACUGGAUGCUCAGAUUUUAACUUAAUAGUCCAGAACCUGGAAGCAGAAAAUUACAAUAUUGAAUCUGCAAUAAUGGCCAUACUUCAGAUGACCCAGGGGAAAGGAAACAAUACAGAGGAGAACCUUGAGGCUAGUGACCGAGUGUCAAAACAGUGUGACCCUUCAUUCGAGGAGGCAGGCAGCAGCCCCAGACUCACCGGAAAUCAGGGUGGAAGUGAAGGCCAAAUGGAAAAUAGUAAGGCUCGGCCCAGACCUAGCGAAGGAAACAAAGCAAAUAAAAGCCAGAUCCCAAAGGUUACAAACAAGCAGCGGAGGGAGCAACAGCGACUGGAGAAGAAGAAGCGACAGGAGGAGAGGCACCGGCACAAAGCCCUGGAGAGCAGGAACAGCCACAGGGACGCUAACAGAAGCGAAGCAGAUGUGAACACGCCGGUUACCUUGGUGAAGACCUUUGCUGCUCUGAACAUCUGAUGCUCAGCCCCCUGCGAGCUGGAGGAUGAGCGCUGCAGACGAGGUGUCCCGGCCAGGUGUCCUCUGACAGUGCCCACACGAGCCCACGGGAGUCAGUGCCCUUCGCGCUGCCUCGUCUGUCCUGAGCUUUGUCAUUGUUUGUUGUGUGACAGUACGGUGGAGCCAUCUGCUUUCUGGAACACAAAGUAUGGACUCAUAGGUGGGUUAUGGGGCAGAGGAGUCUUUGGAGCGAGGCUUUAUUUGCCCCGUGUAUCAGAACGUGGUAAUCCUAGGCUCCUCCGUGACGUGUGGAGUGGGUUUGCUGCCAUUAUCUUCAAGUCGUUUAGCACAAUCAUUAGAAACCCCCACAGUGACAACUUUGUCUCUCUUUCAUUUUCAAGCAGAGAUGCAGGUCUGGCACCAGCUCAGGAGUGUGCCGAGAUGUGAUUGGCUUCUGGUUGCUUGUACAUGUCAGGGCAGUCAGGGACAUCAGCUACAGCUACCUUCUUCCCAUCUCUGGUGUCACCUCAGUGUGGCUGCCUUCCCCACUCCAGCCAUGUGGCAUGUGUGCCUGGCUGUGGGAGAGCCUGGGUUUGCUGGGAGAUCCACAGCGCAGUGGAGUUUGGGAUGUUUCUCUGGACAGUUAGGAGGUGGGGGGGCAUUGCUGUGACAGCUCUGAGCUCUGAUGUGCAGGGCUGAGCCCACAGCUACACAGGGCAGGCCUGGGGGAGGCUUUUCCUUAGAAGACUCUAAAGACUUCUUCUAUGGGAGAAGUCUACAGGAUAAAGUUUUCCAUGUUUGAAUGUUAUUUUUUCUUUUUGAUAUUCUAGACUCAGGAAGAUGCCUAUAGGGAAAUAACUGGUUGUUUGAUCUUACAGGUUACUAAAUUUUCUUAACAUGUGAAAAUGAAAUGAAAUCCCAUGGCAUAGCUGGGCAUGGUGGCUCAAGCUUGGAAUCCCAGUACUCAAGCAAGGCAAGAGUGCUGUAAAGUUGGGGCCAGCCUGGGCUGUGUAGUGAGUUCCAGGCUAGCCAGGGUUAGAAUAAAAGGCCCCGUUUCACUGCCUACCCAAUAGAGAAAAACUCUUCCAGCGUGUGUCCUGUACUUUGAUAUUUGGGAUUUCAGUACUGGGAACAGUGCAGCUGUGGCUGAGGCUGCCUGUGGCUGGGCAAGCUGGCAGGGGAGAGGACCUGUGCUGCGGAAGCCUUUGAACGACUCAGUUCUGAAGCACCUUCAGUAGGGAGGGUGCUGUUCCUCAGACUGGGUUAUAGGAAUGUUUACUGUAAACUGUCCUGUGUGGGGUGGACAGUCAUGACUAAAGCCUUCGCCUUCUGGGAACCUACUAUUCAGACUAACACUGUAUGCUGGGUCAGAAGAUAACAUUUUUGUUAUCACUAGAAGCAAAAGGAAAAUUACAAAAGGGAUAGACACAGACACCACUGUCUGGGCAGGUUGUGGGUUCAUCCAGUUGUCUUUUCAGCAGGCUGUUUACUGCUUCAGUUUACUGUUGUCCUUUAAUUUUCCUUUUGUUUGGCUUGGAACUUUGUGUUUUGUUUGGAACUCCUGAAGUCUCCUGGAAUCUCUCCCAGGAUGCUGCGUUACUUCCUACCUACAGGACAUUGCAAGACUGUGCAGAUUUGAAAACUACAUGGCAUUUUUUUUCCUUCUCAGCUGGGAGACUCAGGUCUCAGUCCCAAAAGGGAAGGUGGUGGCUGCCGUCCUCUGAGGGAUAGGAGUGGAGCUGGCUCUGGGAGCCAGUGUGGGGCCACCAAGGACAGGGUGUGGGUUGGCCGAAUUCAUCUAAAUGGAAGCUCUCUGUUCCCUGCUUUUCUUUGUACUGCCUGAGUGCAGCAUGCCAGCUCUUUGCAGACAGGUUAACGUUGUUUACCAAAACCCCAGGGUUGGAAGUCAGAAGUGGCUGGACUGGGGGAGCCUGGUGCACUUGUAUGGGACACCCUGGGCUCCAUCCCCAACACUUAAAACUCAGGCUGUGGCUAACUCUCAGCAGCCUCUUGGCCACGCAAGGAGCUGCUGUUUGCCUGGCUGACAACAGCAUGGGCCUCUCAGGUGGCAGAGCUGCUCUGGAGGUUUACAGACUCACGUUUGCUUCUGGAAGGCGGUGGCUGUGUGUCCUGGAUUGCAGUGGCAGUCUCCUCAAAGUGGGUUCCUUUGUCUCUGUCCACACUUUCCAGUUUCAGAUGGUGUGUCUCUGCAGUGUGCCGAUUAUUGGAAGUGGGGAGCCUGCACCCAGCUUCAGGGUGCUGCCAGCUCAGACUCUCAGCCUCACUGAGUGAGAGUCGCUGGGUCGUCUGUGGGCGUCACCACUGUAGUGGGCACCUGCUGGUUACCUCCUUGGCACCAAAGUAAGGCCCAGAAUGUCGAACUUUGGGAUGACAACGGUUAACACUGUUCCUCCAGUCCAGGUCCUCACAGGGAAGCUGGCAUGGGAAGGGAGCCUGUCAGCCUCCGGCUGGGCCUCAGCUGCUACCCGAGAAUGUUGUUGUAGCUCAUUGUGAGCACACAGGAAAGCCACAGUGCUUCAUGGAGGCUCACUGGCUUUAUAAACGCUGUGGAGAGGUUUUCUGGAUUUUAAGGAUAAUUUUUUUAAGGUUAAAAUAAGAAAAAAAAAUAAUGGCAGCACUUUGCACUGGAGGCAGAUGAAUUAAAACAGCACUGCCCAGACUUGUGGAGUAGAGCCCACCAGGACAGUGUUGAGAAUGCAUGUGUUCACUGGGUCUUCACAAGAACAUCUACCUCCGGGCAUUGUAGCAGGAAGAAGAGUCUUAAACGUCCACCAGGGUUGCUAUAGUUUCCUGUGUGAGCUCUGAAAAUACUUCUGACCCCGUUUUGAUUGUGAAAGUGAAGUGGACUGAGCUUGUAGGGCAGCUGGAGUGGGGCUCAGUGGGGAACCGCUCUGUAGCUCACGCAUAAUACCCUGCUUCCCUGGGGGACAGCAGUGGCUCGGGUUACCUGGUAGUGUCAGGUGGACUUUGCCAGUGGAUGCGCUCAGAGUCCUUUACUGUCUGCCUGGAUUUUACCAGGAGAACACAGAGUGCCCUUAUUUUACCUCGGAUAUGUUCAGCUCAAACACCCAGCUGGGUAGAGGAAACCUGAAUCCCCAGAGAGUGGCUCUCACCCCAGCAGAAUGAAGCAGAAAGAGGGGGAGCCUCCUGAGAAUUGUGGCCUUGAUGGAGCUUCUCACCUCUGACCUUUAGACCCAGGCCGUGCAGGGCUUCAGUCUUGUCCUUUCCUUUAUCUGCUGUGUGCUUCCUUUCGCACAGGCUGGUGUAGCUCACACCCAGUGUCGUCCCGAACAGGCCAAGGGACGCUUUUCCAGGAACACAUCCCUAUCCUCGCAGGCCUGCCGUUUCCAGGGUCGAUGUUGAGUUGAAGAAAGAGCUGCACAUUUAGGUUCUAAAAGUUGACUGCUGAGUGGGACCAUACACACCCUGCCUCUGUCCUAAGUGGGAGGGAGCGCGGGGUGUGAGGCUGGGCAGAGAGCUGCGUCCUGUGAUUGCCUGGCCUCUGUCCCAGGUAAAGGCCUGACGGUGUCUUCAGUCUUUUCUUUUUAGGACAUCACUCUGUUUUGCAGCUCAGUUGAAAUGUUGAUCUCCUGACAGUCACUGAAGAUGGCUGGUGACUGUGGGGUAUAGUUGCACGUGCACGGUGACUUUAUAUCAGCAGGGCAGUCCUGUGGUCCAGGAUUCCUUGUGCCCUGUCCUGAGCACAGGGGGAAACCUUUGGGGGUCUGGCUCAGAUCCUUGCCCAUGAGCACCCUGCAGGCCCCUGUUUCCAUCACCACGGCACUCAGUGACGUUCAUCAGCCUUCUGCCUGUGGUUUGAGCCCCGCCAGCCCUCUGUUGAAACCUGAACCCUGCUGGUGUGGGCCUCCAAGUCUUCCUGUUCUUGGGGUUCUUUUUCCAUGGUGGCUACCUUCCCAGCAUCCCUCACGAAGCUUGGAGAAAGGUAGACAAGAGCCUUGAGCCAGUCUCAACACCAUCCUGCGUGCUGGUGUCUACCUGUCCCCCUAGAAAAGGGGGCCAGUGUAUCUGCCUUCUCCUUUUUCCAAUUGCACUGUCCUUGUUCUAACUUCAGGUUAUAGAGACCUAAAAUCUUCUUGGGGUCAUGACCCAUAGACUCAGCAAGUCUGCCUUAGCUAUGUGUAGAGGUGAGAGAUAGCUGUUUUCUGUGUCUGGAGCCCGUUUCCCCUAGGCUGUCUCUUUACAGUUUGUGUUCAUCCGAAUCAUCUUAUCUUUUUAUUUACCAAAGUACUGUACUUGGCUAUUUGCAGUGUUUUAAGAACCAAAUGUUUUGUGUUUUUGAUCUUCAACACUUGGUGCAAUAGAAGCCACAAAGAUGUGCCACCUUAUCUUUGAAAUGGAUUUUGUAUACCAAUAAAUUCUAGUU